AUGCUGCGGAGAAACGGAAAGCCAAGAUCAUGCGAACCAUGUCGAAUAUCGAAAAUCAAGUGUGACCACGCGACGCCGACGUGCCAAAAAUGCCAGACUCGCGGUGUCGCUGAACAAUGCUUCUACCACCCGAAUCCGAUGACUAAGCCUGCUGGCACUCCUCGCAAGAAGCCUGAGCCACGUCGUCGUAAAGCAGACGGUCGCCCUGUUGAUACGCGUUCAUCACGUGGUCAUGGGCGGUUGACGUCGCUGACUCUUAGUCCUCCAACACUUAGGGAUGACAUUGGCACUGUUCCUGUGCCUAACUCGUGGCCAACGCCGCCCGAGUCUGCAACAAGAACAACACAAACAGGCUCAGAUCCAGCCCGGAGCUUCUAUUUGGGUUCAACUAGCUAUGCAGCUGUCUUCACCGAAGAGCGCCCAUUGCCGGACACGGUGCAUGAACAACCAUCCGAAAGGGUAAACGUGACACGCUCAGCAUCGAGUCGGAGCAUGGGAAGCCGUCACUGUCAAAUUGGGGCGGCUUACACCAUAGUGUCUACUCUAACACCGUUUGUCUUCUUUGAGAAGUCAUUAAACAUGUACUUCGAAAAUCAGAAAGCGUCUGCUUUCAUCGGGCCGCUCAUUCUAUCGGCUCUUCCUCGGCUUCGCCUGGAUCUUGCACAGCUCGUCGCUGCUGGCAAUGAUGCACACCCCCUAUACGCAGAGAUGAUCAAAAAUACCGCACGGCCUUUAAAAGUCCCUUCGACCAUGCUUCCGUCCGAGUUCCACACUCUCUUCACCGGGAGAAACCUACGCUGGGAGACGUUGGGUCUAGUUCUAGCUAUCGCCGUGUCUAACGCCCAGUUCACUUCGCCUCACGAUCCCCUCUUCACACUCGAUGAUGGGAGGAAGCUGGAGAAAGAUGACUUCAUCGAGGAUAUAAUUAAUGCAACUAACGAAUGUAUCAACAUAUGUCAAACACACGGAGCAGUUAAUGACAUCAUGGUAUGGCUCGUCUAUGCUAACAUGAUGGUAAUAAGCAAUUUUUAUGGAGAUAAUUAUCAUGGGACCUGGCGACGCAUGGGCGACAGUGUCUCCGCUCUAUAUGCGACGGGCAUGCACUGCGAAGGCGAGUUCUCAGGCGGCGCCACCGGGGAACCACUCUUUCUCCGUGAGGCGAGGAGGAGACUCUAUUCCGCAGUAUACCGCUCGGACAAAACACUCGCAGUAUUCUUCGGCCGCCCGCCUAUGAUGAACUGGAGGUACUCCGAUCGUAGACAGCUACUCGAUAUCAGUGAUAGGGCUGUUGCUUCUGACGACCCUAGUUUCCUCAAUGCAGAACUAUCGAAGAUAGGCAGCACAGGAUGGAAUGUUGAAGGCCAACUUCAUCCAGCUUCCUUCCUCAGACUACGGUGCCAGAUCGCCGUCUUCAAAGAGAGGCUAUUAGAACAAAGCCUUGCUGGAGAAAAGGACAGCGAUUUAGUCGGCAACUUACAAGCGAUAUCAACGGAAUGCAUCCAGUGGUGGGCAACUCUCCCUAGGCACCUUCGAUACGAAACGUACACUGAAGAGGAUGCCUGGAUCGGCCUAGGCGCAGGUUUGACAUUACACUUGAUCACCACGUAUCUAGAUUAUCUGCACCUACAUUUCCAGACACAGAGACUUCUUCAUCGACAAACACAACAAGCACUCCCAGCUUUGCUGGAGGUGUCGCUGAACUUGCUCUCCACAACUCUGGUCUCUACGAAGCCUAACAAUAGGGUCUAUGAAACGAGACGACACUUUCCCACCGUCACUUUAUUCUACUGCUUCCCUGCUGCUGGCGUUCUAGCCCUGGAGCUUAGACGGUGCACGAUCGAAGGGGUACCUCUUCCCGACACCAUUUCGCGCGCCGAUGUUAUCCGCACCCUCUCCGUGCUUACUUCCUGUCUUGAGUGGAUUAUUGUACCCGGCGAUGGAAAUCACAAGCUCUGUAGCGAGUUGAACAAGAUGCUAACACUAGUACUGGACGAGGUACUCAACUAUGAACCCCCUACAAAUGGUGUCCAGGAGAAUGGAGAAGAGGUGACUGGGUCUGGGCAGGGGUUCUUCAACAUGCCGAUGAUCGAUGGAUUAGAUCCAAUUCCGACGGAAGCAGCGGACUUCUUAAACUGGUUGGACGAUGCUACUUGGAACAGCACAGAUCUCUUCUGA
Cucurbitaria berberidis CBS 394.84 is the source of this 2175-nucleotide messenger RNA. RefSeq lists its product as uncharacterized. Gene Ontology annotation, biological process: regulation of DNA-templated transcription. The transcript has 7 exons. The coding region runs from base 1 to 2175 and encodes 724 amino acids. Lineage: Eukaryota; Fungi; Ascomycota; Dothideomycetes; Pleosporales; Cucurbitariaceae. Gene Ontology annotation, molecular function: DNA-binding transcription factor activity, RNA polymerase II-specific; zinc ion binding. Gene Ontology annotation, cellular component: nucleus. The record is from RefSeq and is a predicted model, not a curated record.